Manihot esculenta (cassava) is the source of this 1669-nucleotide messenger RNA. RefSeq names its product UDP-glycosyltransferase 76E2. Gene Ontology annotation, molecular function: UDP-glycosyltransferase activity. NCBI's taxonomy places the organism in Eukaryota, Viridiplantae, Streptophyta, Magnoliopsida, Malpighiales, Euphorbiaceae. The coding region runs from base 131 to 1492 and encodes 453 amino acids. The record is from RefSeq and is a predicted model, not a curated record. The transcript is spliced from 2 exons.
AUAUAGAGCUCCGCCGUGGGCGGAGAAAGAGAAGGAUAGCAUUUUCUCAAGAUAACUACUGCUUCCUGUAAGCAACAGGAUAGAGAGCUAAGAGCUUUGUGCAUCUGCGUGAAAAGAGAGAGGAAGAAAUAUGAUGAGAAAUCACGGUCGGUUGGUGCUAGUCCCAUGUCCGUACCAAGGCCACAUUAGUCCAAUGCUUCAGCUUGGAACUUGUCUUCAAUCAUUGGGUUUCUCUGUCACAGUUGUUCAGACCAAUUACAAUUCUCCUAAGCAUUUAAAUCAUCCCAAUUUGACCUUUCUUUCAAUACCUGAUGGCUUAUCUGAUGAUGAGAUUUCUUCUGGGUAUCAUACAUCACUUGUUUUGGCUAUCAAUGUUAACUGUUUAGCUCCUCUGGAGGAAUGCUUGGUUCGGAUGAUGAAAAAUCAGCAACCCCAUGAAGAGCUUGUCGGCGUCAUCUAUGAUGAACUCAUGUACUUCGCUGAAGUGGUAGCUAAUCGUCUAGAACUUCCAAGCAUCAUCUUCCGCACCAACAACGCAGCCACGUUUCGUUCCCGCGAUUUCCUUCUACAACUCAUGAUUGGUGGUCACCUUCCAUUCUCAGAUUCUGCAUCCCAGGAACUGGUGCCAGGUCACUAUCCCCUCAAGUUCAAGGAUCUGCCAAUUUCAAAUUUCGGAAUAUCAGAAAAUAUCUUGCAAGCUCUAACUAAUAUGCGCAACAUAAGAACAAGUUCAGCUGUCAUCUGGAAUACAACAGAUAGCCUUGAGGAAUCACCAUUAGCACAGAUAAAACAAGAAUGCCCUGUUCCAAUCUUCUCAGUAGGCCCUAUACACAAAUUUGACACAGCAGCUUCCUCCAGUAGCCUACUAGAAGAGGACACCAGCUGUAUCACAUGGCUUGAUAAGCAAGCUCGUAAGUCUGUAAUUUAUAUAAGCUUGGGGAGCUUGGCUUCCAUGAAUGUCUCGGACUUUUCUGAAAUGGCUUGGGGCCUUGCCAACAGCAGACAGCUCUUCUUAUGGGUCGUCAGGCCAGGAUCAGUAAUUGGGUCAGAGUGGGUAGAGUCAUUAACCAAUGAUUAUAAAGAAGCCGUCCAGAGCAGAGGGUGCAUAGUUCAAUGGGCACCCCAAAAGCAGGUGUUGAGGCAUGAAGCAGUUGGCUUGUUCUGGACUCACUGUGGUUGGAAUUCAACCCUGGAAAGUAUCUGUGAAGGUGUUCCAAUGAUAUGCAGUCCCUUUUUUGGAGACCAGAAAGUAACUGCCAGAUAUGUGAGUGAGGUGUGGAGGGUAGGUACCCACAUGGAAAACAAGUGGGAGAGGGGUGAGAUAGAGAAGAUCAUAAGAAUGUUAAUGGCGGAUGAUGAAGGGGAGGAGACAAGGCAGAGAGCAAUUGAUUUGAAGAAUAAAGUUGAAGCUUGCGCAAGGGAAGGUGGUUCUUCCUACAAUUCGGUGAAGAAAUUAGUAGACUUUAUAAUGUCACUUAAGUUGCGUGAUUGAUUUGGAUUUGAAUUUCCUCCGUUCACUAGACUGGCUUUGCUAGUAGUUAUGUUAGUUCCAAGUUCUUCCUGAUUUAAUGAGACUACAAAUAGCAAUUAGGAAUUUAGCUCAAUUAAAUUGACGUAAUUGGUUUAGAUUUAUUGUGUAUAUUCAAUUGAUAUGAGUUUUAGUUUUAGC